UUUACUUGAAAGGGCGUUUUAAAUCUGUUGGCCUACAGCAUAUUGGUAUAUUUUACUUUUUGUUUUUCAUGCUCAUGAUAGCCUACACUUUCUAAAUACUGACACAUCAAAUUUGUGGAUUACCGUUCCCGAUUGUAAAGCAACAUUGUAGUGUAUCAUUAGUCGUUAAAUAUACUUUAUACAUGUGUAUUGAUGAACGAUCUGGCCUUAAAAGGCAAUGUACUCUUAUACUAUCCACCCAGCAAGAAGAGGUAUGGUAAGCCCCCGGAGCCCGGCUCCUCUCUAGGUUUCUUCAUAGGGAGUUUUUAUUCGCCACUGCCCAUCAUAUUAUUUCUUUCUCUUUGGGGUCUUAAGUUUGAUGUCUGUGUCUAAAGAUUGCAACGAUGAAUCCUCAACAGCGGAUUGCCGCUAUCGGAACAGACAAGGAAUUGAGUGACUUGCUGGAUUUUAGCGCGAUGUUUUCUCCACCUGUAAAUAGUGGGAAAAACAGGCCAACCACCCUUGGAAGCAGCCAGUUCAGUGCUCCAGGUAUGGAUGACAGGCCGAGCCAGGCAGCGUCCUCCUGGGCCCCAGGUGGCCAGUCACCCAGUCCCUCCUACGAGUCCUCCAGGGGUUUUGCAGACAGCCCUCAUUAUGGUGAUCACAUGAGUGACAGUCGAUUAGUGUCCCAUGAAGGAUUGUCUCCAACACCUUUUAUGAACUCCAGCAUAAUGGGUAAAUCGUCAGAGAGGACUCAGUUUCCAGCCUUUGGGAGAGAGCCUGGUGUCUCUGGCUGUCAGGCCAAUCUGCGGCCUGACAUUGGGAUGGCGAGUCCUGGGCCUGUGACCACAUCUGGGAAAACCGCUGCUCCCUUCUACCCUCCUUUCAGUGGGGCCAACCCCAGGAGACGCCCCCUACCGGACUCCACCCCCAUAGAUCCUCUUCAAACAAAGAAGGUUCGCAAGGUCCCUCCUGGCCUGCCCUCAUCUGUGUAUGCACCGUCUUCCAACGCCACAGAAGACUUCAACAGAGAUUCCCCCUCCUUCACCUCUCCCAAACCCCCCAGCAGCAUGUUUGCGAGCACUUUCUUUGAUGGAGCACACAACUCCUCUGACCUGUGGAAUUCUUCCAAUGGGAUCAGCCAGCCCAGCUAUGGAGGAAUGCUGGGAGGAUCUUCAUCUCACAUGCCCCAGUCGGGGAACUACAGCAACAUGCACUCACAUGACCGCCUGAAUUACCCUCCACACUCCGUAUCUCCAACAGACAUCAACGGCAGUCUUCCUCCGAUGUCCAGCUUCCACCGCAGCAGCGCCAGCUCCUCCCCAUUCGUUAACCCAACACACACCCCGCCCGUCAACACCAGCGAUGGGGUCAUGGUGGCCGCCAAUCGCGUGAAUGCCGCUGGGAGCCAGCAGACUGGAGAUGCACUUGGGAAAGCGUUGGCUUCGAUCUACUCACCAGACCACACCAGCAGUAGCUUUCCUUCCAACCCCUCCACCCCGGUUGGAUCUCCGUCACCCCUGACUGUCACAGCAGGUUCUGCGGUCUCAGCAGGUACCAACCAAUGGCCCCGGGGUUCAGCCGGACAGACCUCCUCCUCACCGAAUUACGACAACUCACUGCACUCACUGAAAAAUCGAGUUCAUCAGCAGCUUCAUGAGCAUCUCCAGGAUGCCAUGUCAUUCUUAAAGGAUGUCUGCGAGUCUCGAAUGGAGGAUCGCCUGGACAGACUGGACGAUGCCAUUCUUGUUCUGCGGAACCAUGCCGUGGGCUCCACCACCAGCCUGCCCAGUGACAUACACAGCCUGCUGGGACAAAACGGGCCAAUAGCCGCCCUUGGAGCAAACUUUCCCGCCUCUGGAUUGGUUGCUAGUCGGACAGCAGCAAUGGGUGGUGCUCACCGUGACGAGGCUGGCAGUCUGAACAACAGCCACGGAGGGCCUGCCAGCGUGGGCUCCAUGUCCACCAUUGAACUCAACCACCAAGUGGAAACCUUCAGAGGCCUGGCUGCUGGUCUGGCUGGCCAGGUGGCCGCAGCCUUGGAGCUGAAGGUAGAGAACCAGGACAAAGACGACAUGAAUGACGGCCACUCCUCCGACGACCUGGGGUCUGGAGAUGAGAGCGACAAGAGGGACAUCAAGACUCCCAGAGGAGGCACUCGGACCAGCAGCAUCACUGAGGAUGACGACAACCUGAACCCAGAGCAGAAGGCUGAGCGGGAGCGCGAGAGGAGGAUGGCCAACAAUGCCCGUGAGCGUCUGAGGGUGCGGGACAUCAACGAGGCCUUCAAGGAGCUGGGCCGCAUGGUUCAGCUGCAUCUGAAGAGCGAGAAGCCCCAGACCAAGCUGCUCAUCCUGCACCAGGCUGUCGCCGUCAUCCUCAGCCUGGAGCAGCAAGUCAGAGAACGGAAUCUGAACCCCAAAGCAGCCUGCCUUAAGAGGAGGGAAGAGGAGAAGGUGUCUGGCCAUGGUGUGACUGGAGAGCAGCAGGCCCACCCAGGGGUCCACCCAGGUCUCACUGACACACCCAACCCAAUGGGUCACCACUGAGGAGCGCACAGAUCAAACGGAUCCAGAUCAGUUCUGUAAAAUAGAGUUUGGGCCAUUGCUUCCCAAUGGCAGACAGGACUCACAGUUUGUGACACAAAUUGGAGAUGACAGACCACACAGAAGCUGAACUCCAGACUAAAAGUCCUGAGAUUGAAGAAAAUCCCAUUGUCCAGGUCCCUGUGAUGAAAGCAACACAUUUCUGCCCACAAGAAAACUUCAGCACAUAUCACUGUCUGCAAGCAACGUGUCGCAUCUGAACAAUCAGAGACUGUGGCGAUCUCCUCCACCCUCCUAUGUGGAAGUUUGCCUUGUGCCUAAACUGAAUUGACGAAUGCAUUGUAACAGCAAUUAUGUACUUUUUUAUUUGUAUUAUUUUUUUCUAUUUAUUAUGUUACUGUGCUGUAAAAUCUAUGUCUAAAGGGAAAAUGAUGAGAUUGCUUUGAGAAGCCUGUGGCUUUUCAGGUGAUCUACAGUUUGCCAGUGUCACUAAUAUAGCCCAGCCUUCCUUCAUAACCAGUCUCAGGCUACCCUGAGUUAAGGCAAAGAUACCUUUGAAAUAUACAGAUGAAUAUAUUUGCCAAUUAAGAGUAAUCUUUAUGGCCCAACAGCAAAUGAUUUGGUUGUAUUGAGUGCUCAAAGACUCAUUUAAAAAAUAUAUAUUAUUUAUAGUAUGAUAUUUUAUUCAUUCCGCAAAAAGCAUGUGUAAACCAAAACAACCCACUCAGAGGUCUGUUUGGUAUAGCCUCCAUGUUACUGACAGAAUUAGAUGAAUAGGACUAAAGCUGAGUGGUGUGUAUGAGCUCUACAGUGAAACAGUAGUAUUCUUUACAGACUGUACUAGCCUGAACACUAUAAACUGAUUCACAGGUGACAGAAGAAUGGCGAACUUUACUUUUCCUGAAAUGUCAACUGCGGGCAAUAUAAGGUUUAUUCUCAGUAGUGUGCAGUUUGAGUACCGAGAGCAAACCCUUUACCAACCUUAGCAUUCCCGACAUAUUUCUUAGUGUCUUAAGGAAAAGGGACUUCACUGCCUUUUCAUUCCUUUGCCAUAUAGUGUUAAUGUAAACAAGUACAGUACAUAGUUCCAGUUUGUUUUCUUACCAUAUGGUCCCUGAUUAGUCGAAGAACCGUGAUCAAGCUCUUUGUGAUUGCCUAGUGCUGUCUUUGAGAUCACUUGAUGAAAAGGUGGAAUCAAAUUGACGACCACAACUCAACUGGCCGGAAUUUUCUUUCUGUUGAAAUAACUAAAGAAAACAAAAUUUGCAAUUCAUUUUAAUGUAAUCAAAGUUUAUUUGUAGUUUUCUACAAACCGUUUCUCUAGGCUUUAUAGGAGAGCAAAUGAUGAGCAGAGAGGAGUUUCUAGUUAAAUAGAAAGGCUUUGUUUUGAUCCCAGCAGUGAAGUUGCUGGUUACAGUAAGCCCUGGUGAAGGGGAACUAGACUAGAUGCUUUAUGAAUUCACAUGCUGUUAACCAUCAGAAACAGUUAGUCCUUCAGAGAGGUAUAGUACAACGAUGAACAAACAGUUUUGAGCAGAAUUUUCUUAAUGUUUUCCUUUCUGUUUGAGGAUGAAGAACAGUGGUCACCACGUUUAUUUUAUAUCUGUGUGCAUGCUUUACUUUCCUUCCCUUUUAAGUCUUUUGGUCUUAACUCUUGCUUUAUAUUCCAUUUUCCUUGUAUAGGCUACUGUCUUCCGUUAUUAUCCAUCCUUUAAAACAUUGCUAUCACACCCAGAGACAAGUAUUUUGUUGAAAUAAAGUAGGCCCUAAUAGAACAAAGAAAGCUAUUGAAAACCAUCCCAAUGAGUUUAAGAAAAAUACAUUUGGUUUUACUACCAUUUUCUUUUGGUCAAAACUUGGAAACAUUGUUAUUUUUCUCUGACUGUAUGUGGCCUUUAUUCAUUUCAGUAUUCAUGAGCUUGUAUUCAUGUUACUGGCAGACUUUGAUUGAGGUUAUAAUGUAUGUCACUGCCUGCUCUCUCAUUUCCCCCCAUUUUGUUCUUUUGCUGGCGGUCUCUUUGCUCUUCUGUUGGCUAUGUUAGACUUUGCUGUGUUCUCAGACGCUUUCCCUCGUAUGAUAUAUGAAAAAUGCUGAGAAAAAAAAUGGAAAGAAAAAAAACAUUUGGCUUAUUUUUCACUGUAGUUAGUCUUUUAUACAAUAAUAUUAAUAUUCUAAGAACAUUUCUUGAAUUAUAAAUAUUACUCUUUCUAGAUUUUUGAAAUCGAAAGUUUUGAGUAAAAAGUUUCUUACUUUAUUUUACUAUAUUAGAUAGUAAAAAUGUACGGUUAUUUACCAUAACCUGUCCAUUAUUAUCUGAAACGUACAAAUAGCAUCCUAAAAACAUAGUAGGGUUGUAGCUCGCAGUCUAGUACAUUGAGGUAUUGUACGAGCAGACAUCUUGAUCUUUAGGCUCCAUUGUUGGUGAAUAAAAUAUUUGUACUUGUGUCCAAAAAUUCAAGGUAUUGUUAAUGCACAUCAAAAACCAGCAGCAAGAAAUUUUACUUUCUGUUUCUGUAACAGAAAACAAUAUGUAUAUAACAUUUAUGUAGCAAUAAAUGUGCCAUCUUUUUUAACCAAUUGUAUGUGGAUUUAUUUCCUUCUUUUGAAGUUCUUUUUUCUGUUUCUCCAUCUUUUGUUUUUCAGUUAUUUCCAUGCAAUUUUGUGAUUGUUUUAAGAGAUGCAUUUGGUUGAGCUCAGUACAAGUACAGUACCAUGAUGUUUUCACUUAAGUGAGCUACUGAAGCAGCAACCCUUCCUAGGUUGUCCCCCUCAGAAGACCUUUCUACAGUGGAUCUAGGCCAAAUGAGGAACUCUGGGCAAGACUGUGUUUUAUAGUAUGUUACUCAUUUUUUUAAAACAAUAUCAGUGGACCAUUGUAGUCUGUAUGAAAAGUACUAUGGAAUAUAUGUUUCUAUUUUUAAUAAAGUGUGAUAGCUGCAUACA
Molecule: messenger RNA, 5469 nt
Organism: Esox lucius (northern pike)
Lineage: Eukaryota; Metazoa; Chordata; Actinopteri; Esociformes; Esocidae
Gene: tcf12
Product: transcription factor 12
Exons: 21
Coding region: 384-2528 (714 amino acids)
Biological process (GO): regulation of transcription by RNA polymerase II
Cellular component (GO): transcription regulator complex
Molecular function (GO): protein dimerization activity; DNA-binding transcription factor activity, RNA polymerase II-specific; RNA polymerase II cis-regulatory region sequence-specific DNA binding
Source: RefSeq, a predicted model, not a curated record